This is a messenger RNA of Morchella importuna, 309 nucleotides long. RefSeq lists its product as uncharacterized. Bases 1 to 309 code for a protein of 102 amino acids. The transcript has a single exon. Lineage: Eukaryota; Fungi; Ascomycota; Pezizomycetes; Pezizales; Morchellaceae. The record is from RefSeq and is a predicted model, not a curated record.
AUGCUCUCACGGCACCGCGAAUGCUCCCACAAAUGCUCCCACAAAUGCUCCCGCGAACGCUCCCGCGAACGCUCCCGCGAACGCUCCCGCGAACGCUCCCGCGAACGCUCCCGCGAACGCUCCCGCGAACGCUCCCGCGAACGCUCCCGCGAACGCUCCCGCGAACGCUCCCGCGAACGCUCCCGCGAGGGCUCCCGCGAGGGCUCCCACGAGUGCUCCCGCGAGUACUUUCGCGAGUGCUUCCACGAGUGCUUCCGCGAGUGUCUCCGCGAGUGCUCCCAGAGCACUCACCAAGGCUCACAGAGCUGA